AUGUAUAACGGACAGGAGAUGUGGAACAACAACAAUAAUCCGGCGCCGCCGGGUACGGGCGGGAGCGGCGGAGCAGGAGUGGCACCGAUUAUGGCACCAGGGACUAGUGGAGUAGCUCCGCCUGGUCCACCGCCGUCGAUUACUCCUUCCUACACUGUUCUUCCGACUGAGGCCCAACUCGACGAGCGAGCCAGGAAAUGGAUGCAACUUAACUCGAAACGGUAUAGCGAUAAGAGGAAAUUUGGAUUUGUGGAGACGCAGAAGGAGGAUAUGCCUCCUGAGCAUGUCCGGAAAAUCAUUCGAGAUCAUGGUGACAUGUCAUCUAAGAAGUUUCGUCAUGAUAAGCGUGUCUAUCUAGGAGCUCUAAAGUUUGUUCCACAUGCUGUUUACAAGCUCCUUGAAAACAUGCCCAUGCCAUGGGAACAGGUCCGUGAAGUGAAGAUUCUCUACCAUAUUACCGGUGCUAUUACAUUUGUAAAUGAAAUACCAUGGGUUGUUGAACCCAUCUAUCUGGCUCAGUGGGGUUCUAUGUGGAUCAUGAUGCGAAGAGAGAAGAGAGAUCGACGACAUUUCAAAAGAAUGCGUUUUCCACCUUUUGAUGAUGAAGAACCUCCACUAGAUUAUGCUGAUAAUCUUCUGGAUGUGGAUCCUUUGGAGCCAAUUCAACUGGAGCUGGAUGAGGAAGAAGAUUCAGCUGUUUAUACAUGGUUCUAUGACCAUAAGCCUCUAGUGAAAACAAAGCUUAUAAAUGGCCCCAGCUAUCGGAAAUGGCAUCUCUCGCUUCCAAUUAUGGCAACUCUUCAUCGGCUUGCUGGACAGCUGCUCUCUGAUUUGAUUGAUCGCAAUUACUUUUACUUGUUCGACAUGGAAUCAUUUUUUACGGCUAAAGCACUGAACAUGUGCAUACCUGGUGGUCCGAAGUUUGAACCUUUGUAUCGUGACAUGGAAAAGGGAGACGAGGACUGGAAUGAAUUUAAUGACAUUAACAAACUUAUCAUCCGCUCGCCUCUCAGGACGGAAUACAGGAUAGCAUUCCCUCAUCUAUAUAAUAAUAGGCCCAGGAAAGUGAAGCUUAGUGUAUAUCACACUCCAAUGGUCAUGUAUAUCAAGACUGAGGAUCCUGAUCUUCCUGCUUUCUAUUAUGACCCUCUAAUUCACCCCAUAACAAGUACCAAUAGGGACCAGAGAGAGAAGAAGAUUAAUGAAGAGGAUGAUGAAGAUUUUCAGUUGCCUGAGGGGGUGGAACCGUUACUAACCAGCACUCCAAUUUACACAGAUACUACUGCAGCAGGUAUUUCACUUUUGUUUGCCCCACGCCCCUUCAACAUGAGAUCUGGUCGGAUGCGGCGUGCUGAAGAUAUACCCCUUGUAUCAGACUGGUUCAAGGAGCACUGUCCUCCUUCAUAUCCCGUCAAAGUCCGAGUCAGUUACCAGAAACUGCUGAAAUGUUUUGUGUUAAAUGAGCUGCAUCACAGACCACCUAAGGCUCAAAAGAAGAAGCACCUGUUUAGGUCUCUCCAAGCUACAAAGUUUUUUCAGACCACAGAACUUGAUUGGGCUGAGGCUGGUCUACAAGUUUGCAAGCAAGGGUACAAUAUGCUGAAUCUGUUGAUCCACAGGAAGAAUCUGAACUACCUCCACCUUGAUUACAAUUUCAACCUAAAGCCUGUGAAGACCCUCACCACUAAGGAACGUAAAAAAUCACGGUUCGGUAAUGCUUUUCAUCUUUGUCGUGAAAUUCUGCGUUUGACAAAGCUUGUAGUUGAUGCAAAUAUCCAGUUCCGGCUGGGAAAUGUCGACGCAUUUCAAUUGGCUGAUGGGUUGCAGUAUAUCUUCUCACACGUUGGCCAGUUGACGGGUAUGUAUCGUUAUAAAUAUAGGCUUAUGCGGCAGAUUCGAAUGUGUAAAGACUUGAAGCACUUGAUUUAUUACCGAUUUAAUACUGGACCGGUUGGGAAAGGACCGGGAUGUGGUUUCUGGGCACCUAUGUGGAGGGUGUGGUUGUUUUUUCUCCGUGGCAUAGUACCUCUCCUGGAAAGGUGGUUGGGAAAUUUACUUGCCAGACAGUUUGAGGGACGACAUUCUAAAGGAGUGGCCAAAACAGUGACGAAGCAGCGUGUUGAAAGCCACUUCGAUUUGGAGCUUCGUGCUGCUGUUAUGCAUGAUGUUCUUGAUGCUAUGCCAGAGGGUAUUAAGCAAAAUAAGGCGAGAACUAUCUUGCAGCAUCUGAGCGAAGCAUGGCGCUGUUGGAAGGCAAAUAUUCCUUGGAAGGUACCUGGUUUGCCUGUUCCAAUCGAGAACAUGAUUCUGCGAUAUGUCAAGUCAAAAGCUGACUGGUGGACAAAUGUUGCUCAUUAUAACCGUGAGCGUAUCAGGAGAGGGGCAACAGUGGACAAGACAGUUUGUCGAAAGAAUCUUGGACGAUUGACCCGCCUUUGGUUGAAGGCUGAACAGGAACGCCAACACAACUAUUUAAAAGAUGGUCCAUAUGUCACUCCAGAAGAAGCUGUGGCUAUAUAUACAACCACUGUGCAUUGGUUGGAAUCAAGAAAAUUCUCUCCGAUUCCAUUUCCUCCAUUGUCUUACAAGCAUGACACGAAGCUUCUCAUCCUUGCUCUUGAGAGGUUAAAGGAAUCUUAUAGUGUGGCUGUUAGGUUAAACCAGCUACAAAGAGAAGAGUUGGGUCUUAUUGAGCAGGCUUAUGAUAAUCCGCAUGAGGCUUUGUCUCGUAUUAAACGUCAUUUGCUUACACAGCGUGCUUUCAAGGAAGUCGGCAUUGAGUUCAUGGACUUGUACAGUUAUUUAAUUCCAGUUUAUGAGAUUGAACCUCUUGAGAAGAUCACUGAUGCAUAUCUUGACCAGUAUCUAUGGUAUGAGGGUGACAAACGUCACCUCUUCCCAAAUUGGAUUAAGCCUGCAGAUUCAGAGCCACCCCCGCUGUUGGUCUAUAAAUGGUGUCAGGGAAUAAACAACUUACAAGACAUUUGGGACACUAGUGAAGGACAGUGUGUGGUGAUGCUUCAGACCAAAUUUGAGAAAUUUUUUGAAAAGAUUGAUCUGACCAUGCUUAACAGGCUUCUGCGACUGGUUCUUGACCAUAAUAUUGCUGACUAUGUCACUGCUAAGAACAACGUUGUAUUGUCUUACAAGGACAUGAGCCACACAAACUCGUAUGGUCUCAUACGUGGUCUUCAGUUUGCUUCUUUUGUAGUGCAGUACUAUGGACUCGUCCUUGAUCUUUUGCUGCUUGGUUUGACUCGAGCCAGUGAAAUUGCUGGUCCACCCCAGAUGCCAAACGAGUUCAUUACUUAUCAUGAUACUAGAGUAGAAACAAGACAUCCAAUUCGUUUAUACUCCAGAUACAUUGACAAGGUGCAUAUAUUAUUCCGCUUCACCCAUGAAGAAGCUCGGGACCUUAUCCAGCGGUAUCUCACUGAGCAUCCAGAUCCGAACAAUGAAAAUAUGGUUGGUUAUAACAACAAGAAAUGCUGGCCAAGAGAUGCCAGGAUGAGACUUAUGAAGCAUGAUGUAAAUCUUGGUAGAAGUGUUUUCUGGGAUAUGAAGAACCGUCUUCCUAGAAGCAUUACCACUCUUGAAUGGGAGAACAGCUUUGUAUCUGUCUACAGCAAAGACAAUCCAAACUUACUUUUCAGCAUGUGUGGGUUUGAAGUUCGUAUACUGCCCAAGAUUAGAAUGACUCAAGAGGCUUUCAGCAAUACAAGAGAUGGAGUUUGGAAUCUGCAGAAUGAGCAGACAAAAGAACGUUCGACUACAUUCACGAAGAUUGUUAACAAAUGGAAUACAGCACUUAUAGGCCUCAUGACAUAUUUCCGGGAAGCAACUGUUCAUACACAAGAACUGUUGGAUCUGCUGGUAAAAUGUGAAAAUAAAAUACAGACCCGUAUUAAGAUUGGAUUGAACUCGAAGAUGCCUAGCAGGUUCCCUCCUGUUAUCUUUUACACCCCGAAGGAAAUUGGAGGACUCGGAAUGUUAUCAAUGGGUCAUAUAUUGAUUCCCCAGAGUGACCUCCGGUAUAGUAAACAGACAGAUGUUGGCAUAACUCAUUUUAGGAGUGGAAUGAGUCACGAAGAGGACCAGUUGAUUCCAAACCUGUAUCGUUACAUACAGCCAUGGGAGAGCGAGUUCAUUGAUUCACAACGUGUUUGGGCUGAAUAUGCAUUGAAGAGGCAAGAAGCCCAAGCGCAAAAUAGGCGUUUAACUCUGGAAGAUUUGGAAGAUUCAUGGGAUCGUGGGAUACCUCGGAUCAAUACCUUGUUUCAGAAGGACCGCCACACACUUGCAUAUGACAAAGGAUGGAGGGUACGGACAGAUUUUAAGCAGUAUCAAGUUCUGAAACAAAAUCCAUUCUGGUGGACACACCAGAGGCAUGAUGGGAAGUUGUGGAACUUGAAUAACUAUCGAACUGAUGUUAUUCAAGCACUGGGGGGAGUUGAAGGAAUUCUCGAGCAUACACUGUUCAAAGGAACAUACUUCCCUACUUGGGAAGGUCUUUUCUGGGAGAAGGCUUCAGGUUUCGAGGAGUCCAUGAAGUAUAAGAAAUUGACAAAUGCUCAGAGAUCUGGGCUCAAUCAAAUCCCCAAUCGAAGAUUUACCCUUUGGUGGUCACCCACUAUAAAUCGAGCAAAUGUAUAUGUUGGUUUCCAGGUGCAGCUGGAUCUAACUGGGAUAUUUAUGCACGGAAAGAUACCUACCCUAAAGAUAUCUCUGAUUCAGAUAUUCCGUGCUCACUUGUGGCAGAAGAUUCAUGAGAGUGUGGUCAUGGAUCUUUGCCAGGUUUUGGAUCAAGAGCUGGAUGCAUUAGAAAUUGAGACUGUUCAGAAAGAAACAAUCCAUCCAAGGAAGAGUUACAAAAUGAACAGCUCAUGUGCUGAUAUUCUUCUCUUUGCUGCCCAUAGAUGGCCUAUGUCAAAGCCCAGUCUUGUAGCCGAGUCCAAGGAUGUGUUUGACCAGAAGGCUAGCAAUAAAUACUGGAUAGAUGUCCAGCUUCGCUGGGGUGAUUAUGACUCCCAUGAUAUUGAGCGUUACACCCGGGCAAAGUUCAUGGAUUACACAACUGAUAACAUGUCUAUUUAUCCGUCACCAACUGGGGUCAUGAUUGGACUUGAUCUUGCUUAUAACCUGCAUUCUGCAUUCGGAAACUGGUUCCCUGGGUCAAAACCACUGCUUGCCCAGGCUAUGAAUAAGAUCAUGAAGUCAAAUCCGGCAUUAUAUGUCCUGAGAGAACGUAUAAGGAAAGGGCUGCAGUUGUAUUCUUCAGAACCUACAGAGCCUUAUUUAUCGUCUCAGAACUAUGGGGAGAUAUUCAGCAAUCAGAUUAUCUGGUUUGUUGAUGACACAAAUGUGUACCGUGUCACAAUACACAAGACAUUUGAAGGAAAUCUCACGACAAAACCCAUUAAUGGUGCCAUUUUUAUAUUUAACCCUAGGACGGGUCAGCUUUUUCUGAAGGUCAUUCACACAAGUGUUUGGGCUGGGCAAAAGCGACUUGGCCAGCUGGCAAAGUGGAAAACAGCAGAAGAAGUGGCUGCUCUGGUGCGGUCAUUGCCUGUUGAAGAACAGCCAAAGCAAAUCAUCGUGACACGUAAAGGAAUGUUGGAUCCCCUAGAGGUCCACUUGCUUGAUUUCCCAAAUAUUGUGAUAAAGGGAAGUGAGCUACAGUUACCUUUCCAGGCUUGCUUGAAGAUUGAGAAAUUUGGUGAUUUGAUUCUGAAGGCCACAGAACCACAAAUGGUCUUGUUUAAUAUAUAUGAUGAUUGGUUGAAGAGUAUUUCAUCCUACACAGCAUUCUCUAGACUUAUUUUGAUCUUGCGAGCUCUUCAUGUGAACAAUGAGAAGGCUAAGAUGUUGCUGAAGCCUGACAAGACAAUUGUCACUGAGCCCCAUCACAUCUGGCCAUCUCUAUCAGAUGAACAGUGGAUGAAGGUUGAGGUUGCCCUUAGAGAUCUGAUACUUUCUGACUAUGCCAAGAAGAACAAUGUUAACACGUCCGCUCUGACCCAAUCAGAAAUUCGUGAUAUAAUUCUUGGGGCUGAGAUUACUCCGCCAUCGCAGCAACGACAACAAAUAGCUGAGAUAGAGAAACAGGCAAAGGAGGCUAGUCAGCUGACAGCAGUCACUACAAGGACCACAAAUGUUCAUGGAGAUGAGUUGAUUGUUACUACAACAAGUCCAUAUGAGCAAGCAGCAUAUGGGUCUAAAACUGAUUGGCGUGUUAGAGCAAUAUCUGCCACGAAUCUCCACCUUAGGGUUAAUCACAUAUAUGUGACCUCAGAAGACAUUAAGGAAACGGGAUAUACAUACAUCAUGCCCAAGAAUAUUUUGAAGAAGUUUAUAUGCAUUGCCGAUCUGCGCACUCAAAUUGCUGGAUAUAUAUAUGGCAUAAGCCCUCCAGACAAUCCCCAAGUCAAGGAGAUUCGCUGUAUUGCCAUGCCACCACAGUGGGGAACUCAUCAGCAGGUUCAUCUUCCGUCAACUCUACCUGAGCACGACUUCAUGAAUGACUUGGAGCCUUUAGGAUGGAUGCAUACACAGCCGAAUGAACUUCCCCAGCUGUCUCCACAGGAUCUAGCCGCUCAUGCUCAGAUCCUGGCAAACAACAAACAAUGGGAUGGAGAGAAAUGCAUAGUUUUGACCUGCAGUUUUACCCCGGGCUCCUGCUCUUUAACUGCAUAUAAGCUGACCCCAUCAGGAUAUGAAUGGGGUAAAAACAACACAGAUGCUGGAAGCAAUCCCCAUGGUUACCUGCCAACCUACUACGAGAAAGUUCAGAUGCUUUUGAGUGACCGUUUCCUCGGUUUUUAUAUGAUACCUGAUAACGGUCCCUGGAACUAUAAUUUUAUGGGAGUGAAACACACUGUUGGCAUGAAUUCAGCAAUUUGGAGGAAGCUGAAACUGCUGAAGGAGACCGCGAAGAUACCUUCACUUGAAAUUCCAUGCAAGGUGUUUUAG
Molecule: messenger RNA, 6969 nt
Organism: Fraxinus pennsylvanica
Lineage: Eukaryota; Viridiplantae; Streptophyta; Magnoliopsida; Lamiales; Oleaceae
Source: the annotation of a GenBank genome assembly